Messenger RNA from Klebsormidium nitens, 523 nucleotides. Lineage: Eukaryota; Viridiplantae; Streptophyta; Klebsormidiophyceae; Klebsormidiales; Klebsormidiaceae. The record is from the annotation of a GenBank genome assembly.
GUUGCUCCGAGACCCUGACGGGAAAUCAAUCAUUUCUCGGGAUGUCAUUUCUGGCGAGGGGAUCGGGGGCGACGGGGUUGUCGAGGUUGGCUCCGACCCCACGGGCAAUUCCCAGACGGCGGAGUGUCACAGUGCGCAGAUUCACACGGAGGUCCAAGAAGGACUCAAAGUUGAAUCUCUGCGCGAAGUGACGCGGCCGCGCCCGCUUUCACAAACGGGCCAAAAGAGGGCAAGUUUGAAACUAUGCGCGAGACCAGGGCAGAGCCUCAAGAGAUUGAGGAGGAUACUGGGAUGCAAACACUGGCUGCUCAAAGGUACGCCGCGCGUGAGAGACGCGCACCGGGGGAGUGGUAUCGCGCUAACUUUGCGGAGGAACCGAAGGCAGGGGAGCACCCCAAAGGACGGGGAAGCAUCCAGAAGCGCAUAUCUAUCAGUAGGGGGGGAAGAGAGUGAACUAUGGCGGAAGUCAAUGGAUGAGGAGAUGCGGCCUUUGUUGGAGAAGCACAACCUGGGAGCUUUUUAA